AUGUUAACAAGCCCGCAACGAUGCCGCAAGCGAAGUCGUUCAGCUUCCUUAGAUUCUAAUGUGUCUUCGAAUAGUAACUCUGAUUUGUCCAUUACAGGAAGGAACACAUUAGUUAAUCCUGAGUCUAGUGUGCACGAAGUAAAGAAGAAUGACCCUUAUACAGACAAGGCCAUGAAGAAUAAAGCGCCUUCAAAGCAACGAUCACCUAUAGGUUCGUCGACGACAGUCACCGCCAAACAUCGAGCACAAAAGGAAUCACGUAGUGAAGUCGAUAUAGCAGCAUGUUCAGCUAUUAAUGGCAGUUGUGUUUCACCUGAGAUGAGCUCGAGAGAAAACGAGAGAGAUGCAAUCCAACAUAUUGUAAGCUCCAUCAUUGCUAACUGGAAGAGUGGGUCCAAGUUGUUAAACGAGACGAUUAUUCAAACCAUACUGCGACGUGUUCGUCCACUACUCAUGACCGAACCGAUGCUGGUGCCUGUUCAAGCCCCUGUCAAUGUGUGUGGUGAUCUUCAUGGUCAAAUCACUGACCUAGUGGAAAUAUUCAAGGCCGGUGGGGUUCCUCCAAAAUCACGUUACUUAUUUCUUGGUGAUUAUGUUGAUAGAGGAAAGUAUGGCACCGAGGUCAUCAUAACACUUCUUGGGCUGAAGUUACUUUACCCAUCGCAAGUCUAUAUCUUGCGUGGAAAUCACGAGACGGACAGUAUUUGCCGAAUUUAUGGCUUCUUUGACGAGGUCAAACGGCGUUUUAGCGUCAAGCUUUUUAAAGAAUUCACUGAUGUGUUCAACUGUUUGCCUAUCUCCGCACUCAUCGAGGGCAUCGCUCUCUGUAUGCACGGUGGAAUCAGUCCGGAGUUACGGAGCUUACGCCAGAUCGAACGGAUUCCACGUCCGCUGGUUGUGGCCGACGAAGGGUUGGCCUGCGAUAUACUCUGGUCUGAUCCUCUUGAGGAAAGCUGUGGUUGGCUCCCAAGUGAUCGUGGUGUAAGCUAUACGUUUGGUGAAGAUGAGGUACAUAAGAUAUGUACAACAUUAGGUAUUGAUAUCAUUCUGCGUGCACAUCAGGUGGUGGAUAACGGCUACUCCUUUUUUGCAGGAAGACAGCUUGUAACUCUUUUUAGUGCUUCCAACUACUGUGGCGAAUUCACUAACUCAGGUGCAAUGAUGCUAAUGGAUGAAAGCUGUAAGUGCAGCUUUCAGAUUUUCAAGCCCCAAUAUGACUAA
Phytomonas sp. Hart1 is the source of this 1221-nucleotide messenger RNA. Lineage: Eukaryota; Euglenozoa; Kinetoplastea; Trypanosomatida; Trypanosomatidae. The record is from the annotation of a GenBank genome assembly.